AUGUUGGAACGAAUGUUAUCAUUCUAUAUUUUUGUAUUCGUGAGCUUUACAGCUGUUGUAUUUCAAUGUGAUGGUGCUCCAGUUGUUUAUACUAUCACUUAUCAACAAUAUACAACUGUUCAAAUUGGAUGGACUCAGCAACAAGUUACACAAAAUAUCGGUAGUGCAGGAAAUCUUGUGUCACAAACUGGAACAGGAAAUACGGCUAUUACUAUUAUUAAAUAUACUGGAUCACAAUCACCUCUAGCAGUGGCUACAUUUCUUUUCCAAGGAGGAUAUCUUUUUAGUAAAACUCAAGUUGGUUUAGAUACAACAGUUUAUACAAUAACUCUAGCUCAAUAUACAGCAAUUGAAAUUAGAUGGACUCGUGAUCAAGCGACAAAGUUAGUUGGUAGUGCAGGAUGUAAUGCUUCGGAAGCUGGUACGGCUAAUACAGCUAUGAUUAUUGUUCAAUAUAAGGCAGCUGGGACUACCUUUGGUAUUGUUACUCUUGGAUUUGUUGGUGGAAAAAUAGUAUCAAAAUCUGAAAUUGGUUUUGCUACUACUGUUAGUAAUAAAAUUAAUCUUCUACAAUAUAAUACAAUACAAAUUGGAUGGACUCAACAACAAGUUACAACACUUCUUGGUGGUUCUGGUACAAUUGUUUCUCAAGCGGGAACACAAGCAGCAGUUACAUUUCUUUUUCUAGGAGGAAUUCUUUCAACUAAAUCUCAAAGUGGAUUAGAUACUGGUAUUUAUACAAUGACUUAUCAACAAUUUACAACAAUUGAAAUUGGAUGGACUCGUGAUCAAGUGACAAAUGUAGUGGGUAGUGCAGGAUGUAAUGGUUCAGAAGGUGGUUCAGGUAAUACAGCUGUUAUUGUAGUUCGGUUUACAGCAGCUGGAGCUGCCUUUGGUAAUGCUGAUCUUACUUUUAUUAACGGAAAAUUAACAGCAAAAACUGGAAUCGGUUAUUUUUUAACUAUCAGCAACAAAAUUACUUUACAACAAUAUAAUACAAUACAACUUGGAUGGACUCAACAACAAGUUACAGCACUUCUUGGUGGCUCUGGCACUCUUAUCUCUCAAUCGGGAGUACAAGGUUCAACAUCUCAAACUAGUAUAGUUCUGUAUACUGGAGGUGCAUCAUCUUCAGCAUCAGCUUUAAUUACUUUUCAAGGAGGAAUUGUUUAUAGUAAAACUCAAGCUAAUUUAGAUACAGGAGUUUACAUGAUUACUCAACAACAAUUUGCAUCAUUACAAAUUGGAUGGACUCGUGAUCAAGUAACACAAUUCAUUGGUAAUGCAGGAAAUGUUGCUUCAGAAGCUGGUACAGGUAAUGUAGCUGCUGUUAAUGUUCAAUAUAAAGUAGUUGGAACCGUCAUUGGUACUGUUAAUCUUAUAUUUAGUGGUGGAAAACUUUAUAUCAAAACUGGAUUUGGUUUUAAAUAA
Molecule: messenger RNA, 1431 nt
Organism: Adineta steineri
Lineage: Eukaryota; Metazoa; Rotifera; Eurotatoria; Adinetida; Adinetidae
Source: the annotation of a GenBank genome assembly